Molecule: messenger RNA, 1009 nt
Organism: Archocentrus centrarchus (flier cichlid)
Lineage: Eukaryota; Metazoa; Chordata; Actinopteri; Cichliformes; Cichlidae
Gene: tmem223
Product: transmembrane protein 223
Exons: 1
Coding region: 129-923 (264 amino acids)
Biological process (GO): nervous system development
Cellular component (GO): mitochondrion
Source: RefSeq, a predicted model, not a curated record
CAAACAUGGCGGCGUACUGUGGGCUACAGAAGUGUGGUCGUUAAACGCGACGUAUAGCAGCGACGUUUAAACCUGGACUGUCGCAGGUUUCUGCGAGCUAGUUUAUAAAUUUAUAGCGACAGCGAAAGAUGGGGUUCGAGCGGCUGCUGGGGUGUUACUCCAGACAUUUUCGGUUCGGUAACGUUCAGUUAAACCCGCUUCGAAACACGUCGGUGUCGGCAAAGACUUCGCCUAUCACCAGAGCAUCCCCCCGGGUUGGCGCUUCUUCUGGACUGUUCAGCGGGCUAUUUGUGCACACAGGCCACCAGCUGGCCAAACCUCGCAGCCUCUGCACCUCCGCUCAACCACCUAGAGAUGUCACCUUGUUCGAGCACGACAGGACCCGCUUCUUCCGGCUUCUCUCGGUCUUCUGCGGCGGACAGUUCGUCUUCUGGACGUACCUGGCUCAUUUCGCCUACACGGGGCUCAAAGACACAAGCGGCUCAAAAGAGAUUACGAAAACCAAGGCCCCCACCACCACCACCACCACCACGACCACGGGACUGGCCGGGAUGUGGAGUUUUGAGAUGAACCUGGGCUCAAACACCUGGAGGUAUGGCUUCACGCUGGGAUGCCUGGCAAUAGGAGCAGGGAUUGUCGGACUCGGGGCUCUGUUCUGCCGGCGCUCUGUCAGCAAGGUGGUGUUACACCAAGGUGGGAGGAUGGUGACAGUCUGCACACAGUCACCUCUGGGAUCAGGCCAAGGUCGGAGAAUAACAGUCCCUCUGUCACAGGUGGCCUGUCACGCCCACAGACAGGAGACCACUUCGUUUAUUCCUCUCAGGGUCAAAGGUCACAAGUUCUACUUUCUCCUGGACAAAGAGGGGACUGUGAACAACGCCCGGCUGUUUGAUAUCACUGUAGGUGCCUACAGGCCAGUUUAAACACAGUUGUCACACCUGAAACAGCAGUCUACAGGUGUGUCUUUUUUUUUUUUUUUUUUAAACAUGGCUGCCAAAAUAAUGUAUCA